AUGCCCAUCCGCAUUCCAACGACAGUGACAACACUUACGACAACUCUCCUCGGCACAAGCAGCAUCCUCCUCCCGCGCAUUAUCACACCCGCAGCAGCACUCUCGACAGUUUCAACAGCGGCGACAACCCUCUUUUCACCGUUAACUCCGCGCCUAACACCCAAUACUACCGCGACCUGCCCCCGCAUCCACCACCAAAUUAUGACGUUCAGCAGCACCAGCAACUUGGGAACGGAGGCGACCAGCCCCGCAAGCACGUCAACUGUGCCAGGACACGCACCAUCGGUGCAGGACGCCGCUGAGGAAGCCACCACCACAACCACCACCAAUGUCGAGGCUACUGCCGAUGGCGAACAAACGACCAACCCCGACGCUCCCAGAGCCCUCCCGGCCCUGCCAGCGCCCCCUCCGCCGGGUGAAGACACCGACAGCGGCAACGGGAUGCGCACAGUGAUGGUGAACGGGCAAGCAGUGGCGCUGGACAACCUAGGGCCGAUGGUGGUAGGUCGGGACGGGACGGUGUCGCGUAUCGCAAACUGGCCCGAGAUGACAGAGAUUGAGCGGGCAAAUACGCUGCGGAUUUUGUGCAAGCGGAACCAGCUGCGGCUGGCGAAUUUGCGGGCUGGAAGGCCGGCGGAUUAUAAGGGGGAGGAAAAUAACUACGGAGAGGUCCAGGGGAAGAAGGAGGAGGUUAAGCAGGAGUGA
Molecule: messenger RNA, 705 nt
Organism: Thermochaetoides thermophila DSM 1495
Lineage: Eukaryota; Fungi; Ascomycota; Sordariomycetes; Sordariales; Chaetomiaceae
Exons: 1
Coding region: 1-705 (234 amino acids)
Source: RefSeq, a predicted model, not a curated record